AUGGAUCCUCAAACGUCUUUUCGUCUUCCACUUCUAUUAAGGCAGAGCAUGAAGCGUGCAUCAUUGUCUCCUAAAAUUGUGGAAAGACUAAAUAGAACGAUUGCGUUCAAAGAAAUCAAUGAAACUGAUCAAAGCUUCAGAGAUACGAGGACAAUCCAAGAAUUAUCCCCACGAAUUUGCAUGAGACUUAAUCCUGGAUACAGGCAAGAGUAUUCAAUGGCAAGAAGUGAAAUGAAGAAUAGAUUUAGAGACCAUUCCAAAGGAAGAAAUCACGCUGUUGAUAAGUUUUUCCAUAAGAAGAAGGAUGAGAUGGUGACUUAUACUGAGAAUUUCUUAUCGCUAUAUUACUUAUAGAGAAAACCGGGGCGUUCCCAAAGCCUAUCUCUACCUGCAUCGCCUUUGUCACCUUCUCGCUAGCUUUUAAACGACCUUAUAAAGAGUUCUUCUGCCCAACAAGUGCCUGCACAUGAUUCCUGAUAGUUAGAUGAGUUGUGUCAUCAUUUCUUACGUCAUCAAAGGCUGCCUGCUAUGGCAAAUUAAAAGGUUGAUGUUGGCCAAAUGGAAAUCCAAGAUCCAGGGCAUAACUUCUUGGUUUCAUGCUAAAAAUGGGAUUGACCAGGAAAUAUACCACUGACACAGCGGAGAGAUCCGUUUCCAACUCUGGGCUCCAUUCCUCUCUGGAGGCAAAAACUUGGCAUUGGAGUAAAGCAUGUGGUCGGCUUAGCUAAAAUUGCGCUUCACCAAACCAAAAAAAUGGCCGGAUAUAUUCCCAAUGCCAUCCUACUUUCCUCAAGGUUCCUAAACACCCUGUGGGAUGUCAGCUAAAGGAAUUAAGAGGGUGAGUUGAUUCGCCACACCAUUUUAAUGGAUAUUAUAUGAGAAUUUCUUCCAAAAAUAAAAUUUUGCAUGGAAAGAGAUAAAAAAGGGCUAUUUGCUCUGCGAUUUUUUAUAGGGAAUAUUUCUCGAAGACAAUUUCUAAUUGUUUCUUACCAAAUGAGGGAAGGGUAGGGGAGGGACGGUCUACUUAAAUGAGGCCGGAAAUCCGAUUUUAUCGACUCGCCUUUAUGGCGAGUUGAUUAAUGUAUCUUACCAGACAAUUAUUCAAAAAAACGUGAAAUUUCCUUCAAAAAAAAUCGUCCAAAUUAAGCACUAGCAUAAAAACUAUGCACCUAA
Messenger RNA from Blepharisma stoltei, 1173 nucleotides. Lineage: Eukaryota; Ciliophora; Heterotrichea; Heterotrichida; Blepharismidae. The record is from the annotation of a GenBank genome assembly.